This is a messenger RNA of Aureobasidium subglaciale EXF-2481, 1116 nucleotides long. RefSeq lists its product as uncharacterized. Bases 1 to 1116 code for a protein of 371 amino acids. The record is from RefSeq and is a predicted model, not a curated record. Lineage: Eukaryota; Fungi; Ascomycota; Dothideomycetes; Dothideales; Saccotheciaceae. The transcript has 3 exons.
AUGGCGGAUCUCUGCAGGACGUGUGCUUUGCGCACUCAGCGUAAUGCUGUCACUGCCGUUCGUCGCACCACCCAGACUCGCUCUUUCACCGCAUCAUCCUCUGUUCAGAGAACCACCGCUACUCUCCCGACCUUUGCCGAAUCCUCAUCUCCCGAACUCGACCACGUCCUCCUCCAACUCCGUACCAAACACUUCAUCCCCGCCUUCCUGAACAAGCGCCAGCGCCACCUCAUCUUCGGCGACAAAUUCAAGCAAGAACUCGAAAACAACCCUGCCUACGCUACCCUCGGCGAACAAGAGAUUCCUCUUACUCACAUCGACCGCAGAACAGAGAUUCCUGCUCGCAAGCCUCUGGUCCUGAAAGCAUUGACAUUGAUUGAGGAGAACGACGAAUGGCGUCAACUGCCCUCUAUCCUGGAGGGUCUGCACAAGGCUCGCCCACAACCGGACCUACCUUUGCAGGAGAAGAUUCUGAGGAAAUUGCAGCUGGCUGAUCAAUUCCCUGUCAUCCUCCGCUCCUUGCGACGAUCACAUGCGACUGGCUUGUCGCUAAAGAACGACGCUGUCCUGAACCAAGUCCUGAACGCCCUGCGCGAAACCGCAUCGCGGGAAAACUGGGAGCAAGCUCGUCUGGAAAAGGCAAUCAAGAACGCCGACGAACUGGCCGAGCUCCUGGAGUCGGAAGACCAUGGUUCUGGAAGAAGAUUGUCGCCGAACGAUCCAAGGACACGUCCGGCCGUCAUCGGUUUGUUCCUCGAGUUGCACGCCGUCUACGCCUCACAAUACCAAGGUGGCAAGGACGUGAGCGGAAAGGUCAAGUCUUAUGCCACAAGAUUUAUGGCUACCUUCAACGAGUCCAACCAGCCUGCAGAAACAGCCCUCCCGCAAGUCGGCGCCCCGAUCGAAUUCUUGUCAAAGAUGUCGAUAUACCACGGUCUCAGUCUCGCAUCCAAGAUCCUCGGCGGUGACAUGCCCGACACCGCUCGCGCAAACUCCAUCGUUCAGCAAUAUGAGCAAAGAUUGAGUGAAUUGGCCGAGGCUCUGAAGUCGAGAAAUCCUCAGCCCAACAGCUUUGCAGCAUCGAGCUUGAAGGCUUGGGAUGAUUGUGUGAGGUAA